This is a messenger RNA of Myripristis murdjan (pinecone soldierfish), 1278 nucleotides long. It is a transcript of the gene nmur3, whose product is annotated as neuromedin U receptor 3. Lineage: Eukaryota; Metazoa; Chordata; Actinopteri; Holocentriformes; Holocentridae. Bases 1 to 1278 code for a protein of 425 amino acids. The record is from RefSeq and is a predicted model, not a curated record. The transcript is spliced from 2 exons. Gene Ontology annotation, biological process: neuropeptide signaling pathway. Gene Ontology annotation, cellular component: plasma membrane. Gene Ontology annotation, molecular function: neuromedin U receptor activity.
AUGGAGCACUUUUGGCAGAGCUCCUUUGCAAACUUAUCGAACCUGUUCCACAACACCACCAUGCAACCGAACGCCUCUGGGAAUUACACCACUGACCAAUCCAUGGACGACAAUCUCUCUGAGAUCCUGGGUCCACAGCGAUCUCCCUUCUUCCUCCCUGUGACUCUUGUUUACCUCUUCAUCUUCCUCACCGGCUUGUCAGGAAACCUGCUCACCUGUGUAGUGAUCGCCAAACACAAGAAGAUGCGUAACCCCACCAACCUUUACCUGGUGAGCCUGGCGGUGUCAGACCUCCUUGUGCUUUUGUUUGGGAUGCCCCUGGAAAUUUAUGACCUGUGGCAGAACUACCCGUUCCCUUUCGGCGAGGGAGGCUGCUACUUCAAGACCUUUCUCUUUGAAACCGUGUGUUUCGCCUCCAUCCUGAACGUCACGGCCCUCAGCGUGGAAAGGUACAUAGCGGUGGUGCACCCACUCAAAACACGCUACCUGUCUACUAACCAGCAUGCCAAGCGAGUCAUCACCAUUGUGUGGGCGGUGUCUAUGGUAUGUGCCAUACCCAACACCUCGCUGCAUGGCAUCUUCUACCUCCCGGAGAGGAUGGAGGAGUCGGCCAUAUGCACUGUACUAAAACCCCUGUGGAUCUACAACUUAGUCAUGCAGAUCACCACCGUCUGCUUCUAUUUUAUACCCAUGAUGGUGAUCAGCGUGCUGUACCUGGUGAUGGGUGUUCAUCUGGCCAAGGAGAGGCGCCGGUCCUGUGGGACGCUUGGAAAAAAUUGCGAUUCCAGCACUCGAUGGAAGGUCCAUGUGGAGAACGGACGCAGGAGACAAGUCACAAAGAUGCUCUCGAUUGUAGUGGCGGUGUUCGGAGUCUGCUGGGCGCCCUUCCACAUCGAGCGUCUCCUGUGGAGCUCCAUCAAACAGUGGACCGACCUGAUGCAUGACAUCUAUCAGUGUGUCCACAUCUUAUCGGGCAUCUUCUUCUACCUCAGCUCCGCCGUCAACCCCAUCAUCUACAACCUGCUCUCCACACGUUUCCGGGAAUGUUUCAGAGAGCUCGUGUGCUCCCAUGCGGAGGACAGCAGCUCGGUUAGGGACUCCCCGCCCUUUCCUAAGAUUUUACUGGACUCGUCCGUGUCAGCGUCCAGAGCUCAGGUCAAGGGUAAGAACUCCACCGCGUUUGUCCCGUUGCUGUCACCUAACAUGUCGCUAAGCAUAGACGCUACAGUCCUGACAUGUACAUGUAAAGAGACUGACUGCAUAACCUCUGGGUUUUAA